This is a messenger RNA of Suillus bovinus, 2713 nucleotides long. Its product is annotated as homoaconitase. Bases 96 to 2225 code for a protein of 709 amino acids. Gene Ontology annotation, molecular function: 4 iron, 4 sulfur cluster binding; homoaconitate hydratase activity. The record is from RefSeq and is a predicted model, not a curated record. The transcript is spliced from 3 exons. Gene Ontology annotation, biological process: L-lysine biosynthetic process. Lineage: Eukaryota; Fungi; Basidiomycota; Agaricomycetes; Boletales; Suillaceae.
AAUAAAGUGUGUUUCUCUUACACUUACAUCUCGGGUCUCAACGCAAGAUCACUUGCUGCAAGUUUUUUACUCGCUGCAUCCAGUAAAGGCUUGUGAUGCGCCCUCUACCGCACAUACCCAGUCGGGGGUACGUGCAAGCAGCGCGGUUCUUCGCUACCAGCGUAUCUCCUACCCGAAUUCCCCAGACUAUCAUUGAAAAAGUUGUUCAAAAGUACUCAGUCAGUCUCCCCGAUGGUAAAGUUGUCAAAGCGGGUGACUAUGUCAUGAUUCGCCCGGAGCAUGUCAUGACUCACGACAACACUGGCCCUGUCAUAUCCAAAUUUAAGUCCAUAGGUGCAAAGAAAAUCGUUGAUCCCCGGCAGACAGUGUUCACCCUCGAUCACGACGUCCAGAACAAAUCUAACAAAAAUCUUGCUAAAUAUGCUAACAUUGAAGCAUUUGCACGCGAACAUGGAAUUGACUUCUAUCCUGCUGGCCGUGGCAUAGGGCACCAAGUCCUCGUAGAAGAAGGCUACGCAUUUCCGCACACCCUCACUGUUGCCUCUGAUUCGCACUCAAACAUGUAUGGAGGCGUUGCUUGCGUGGGUACGCCCAUCGUGCGCACAGAUGCAGCAGCCUUGUGGGCUACGGGAAAGACUUGGUGGCAAGUUCCUCGUAUGGUCAAGGUGGAAUUUCGGGGAAAACUCGCCCCAGGUGUCACCGGCAAGGACGUGAUUGUUGCGCUUUGCGGGUCAUUCAACAACGACGAGGUCCUUAACGCUGCAAUCGAGUUUACCGGGGAGGGUGUCUCUGCGCUUUCGGUUGAUGACAGGCUUACAAUUUCGAACAUGACAACGGAAUGGGGCGCACUUGUAGGCGUGUUCCCCGUCGACGACACACUUUUAAGUUGGUACGAGACCGCAUUGGCAAGAUUAGAGCAAUGGACUUUCGCCUCUAAGUCAAUACCGCCUCCGCCAGAACACCCACGUAUCAAUCGCCGCCGUCUUGAUGCUCUCCGUGCAACCAAUCUUAUGUCCGACCUCGGUGCCCAAUACUCAUCGCAUCUGAUCUUCGACCUCUCCACCCUCGUCCCGCAUGUCUCCGGUCCUAACAGCGUCAAGAUAUCUACUCCACUUCCCAAGCUAGAAAACCAGCAAAUUGCGAUCCAGAAAGCAUACUUGGUUUCAUGUACCAAUUCUCGUGUCUCUGAUAUUGCUGCAGCGGCGUCUGUUGUUGAGGGUAAGAAAGUUGCAGAGGGCGUCGAGUUCUAUGUUGCAGCUGCGAGCUCUAUGGGGCACUGGAACAAGUUGAUUGCUGCAGGUGCCAAAGUGCUCCCGGCAGGUUGUGGGCCUUGCAUCGGGCUCGGCACCGGGUUGUUGGAAGAGGGUGAGACGGGCAUUAGCGCCACGAACAGGAACUAUAAGGGACGAAUGGGCCACCCCAAGGCUCAGGCAUACCUUGCUAGUCCUGCAGUAGUUGCUGCGAGCGCUGUCAAAGGAUUUAUCUGCUCUCCCGGCUCUCUUGACGCAACCUCGCUUCCCCCUGCAGGCGCCCCCGUCUUCUCCAUUGCUUCUGGUUCUUCGGACGCGGCGGAGGUACCGCAAGCAGAGGAACCCCUCUUCCCCGGCUUCCCUGCAGCCUUCUCUGGUCGUGUGCUCUUCGCACCACAGGACAACCUGAACACGGACGCACUAUACCCCGGAAAAUACACCUACCAAGAUGACAUCACCCUCGCACGCCAAGCACAGGUAGUCAUGGAGAACUAUGACCCGUCUUUCGCAGGCAAUGUCGCCACCAUUCUCCCUUCACUAUCCGCAUCAGAUGAAAGCACCAAGUCCGGUGUGGUCUUGGUGUCGGGGUACAACUUCGGUACUGGGUCCUCUCGCGAACAGGCUGCUACCGCGCUCAAGGCAGCUGGUGUGCCACUCGUCAUUGCAGGCUCAUUCGGUGACAUAUUCAAGCGUAAUGCCAUAAAUAACGGUCUUGUCUGCCUUGAGUGUCCUGAGCUUGUCGCUGACCUCACUGCGACGUACGCCAAAGGCGGCGCACGCGGUGCAGGUGGACGUGAUGGCGAGCUCACAGUGGAUAAAGGGCACGAAAUCCGCGUCUCGAUGACGGACGGAAAUGUCACUCUGCGUGGUCCUGAUGGAGAAAAGAUAUACAAAGUACGCACGGUAGGCGCAAGCGUGCAGGAGCUGUGGGUGUGCGGUGGGCUGGAGGGGUUCAUUCUGAAGUCCAUACGGUGAUAUUCAUGACGUAUUUAGAUGACUUUUUUGCCUGCUUGUGUGUACGUCUUGUGCUUAUCUGCUGUCGGAGACAUGCUAUGUAACAUCCAAAGACAGCCUAGCCUGCAAGCCACUCCCUGGUUGUUGUUCAUUGAUCUGUGAGAGCCUCAGUUGCGAACCGUUCGAUAUGACACACGCCAGUUGUAAUCAUUCCGAGCUACUCACGUCUGCCCCGCAAGAUCUCAACGGUACGAAGAAAGUUUAGACACAAUUAUGUGUCUUUCCUUGGUCACGCGAAGAGGGCAUCAUCGAAAUAUUUGUCCGAGGGCGCCGCGGGCAGCCGAGGUGAUGAAUAAAGGCGACCACAACCAAGAUGAUUCCGGCUUUAUAGUUUUUGACAAAAACUGGGAUUAGUAGGUUUGACAGAACUUCGACUCAGAUGAGCUGGGAGCAUAUAAAUGUAUUCCGAUGCUACGUUCUGAAAUUGAUAGAUUUGCAUACAUACCUCA